Messenger RNA from Rotaria sp. Silwood1, 552 nucleotides. NCBI's taxonomy places the organism in Eukaryota, Metazoa, Rotifera, Eurotatoria, Philodinida, Philodinidae. The record is from the annotation of a GenBank genome assembly.
AUGACAUCUAGUUUAUCUCAAUCGAUUGGUAUUAUUGAUUUAAUUUUAUCUGAACAUAAACAUAUGCGUGAUGAAUACGAAUAUUUUAAAUCAGUGGAAGAUAUAACUAAAUUUGAUUCUCGUAUUCGUCAAUGGAUUGCAUACAUAUCAUUACAUGGACAUAAAGAAGAAAUUGCAUUUUAUCCAAAAGUUGAAAGUUAUUUAAACGAUCAAAAAAAAAGUGGACAUCAUUUAAUAGAACAUGGUAUAAAAGAACAUCGUGAACUUGAAACUGAAUUAAAAACAUUAACUGAACAAUCUCCUAUGAAAUGGAAACAAAUAUGUAAAGCAAUUGAUAAAUUAAUACAUCAUUUAAAUGAAGAAGAAACUGAUAUUCUUAAUCCACUUCGUUCAAAACUUGAUGGAAAACUUCAAAUUGAACUUGCUCAACAAUUUAUUGAUGCAGGUCAAUUAGCAUCUGAUAAACCUCAUCCGGAAUUAUCAAAAAAACCGGAAGAAACUCCACAAGAAAAUAUUAAAGUUGCACUUGCAGAAAAACGUCAAGAUCUUUGA